Messenger RNA from Sus scrofa (pig), 1727 nucleotides. RefSeq names its product ADP-ribosyltransferase 5 (gene ART5). Gene Ontology annotation, molecular function: NAD+-protein-arginine ADP-ribosyltransferase activity; NAD+ poly-ADP-ribosyltransferase activity. Lineage: Eukaryota; Metazoa; Chordata; Mammalia; Artiodactyla; Suidae. The record is from RefSeq and is a predicted model, not a curated record.
GGGAGCGGGCAGGGCUGGACCCUGAGGAUACAGAAGGGAACACUCUGUAUGUGAGCCAAGCUUACUAAAGGGAGGAGGGGUAAAGAGAAGAGCAGCCGCUGGGAGCCCACGCAGAUGCUGGACUGUGCCUGACCCAACGGGUUGGCCAUAUGCAAAUUGCAUGCAAAUCAACAAGUGCACCAGAGGUGCCCUCUGCGCGGGCGGGACCCUCGGAGUCACCUCGGCCUAGCGGUCUAGAGGCCCAGGGGAAGGAGAGACCCCAGCUCACAAGUCCCUUCCUCCAGUCUGGCUCGGAGACAAGGAGGGGCCAGGAGAAAGACCCCGCCGUGCGUGGGAAGGGGUCUGCUCCCUCCAGGCCUGUGUCUGUGCUUGGGGAAGAGCGGGGUCGGGUUACAGCCGCGGGCCUAUAGUUAGCAGGGGACUUUUUUGAUCCUCCAGACACCGGGGUCAGGGCACAGAGCAGCGCCCGCGCGGGAUUUAGCCCCAGCCGCCAGGAACCUUCGGUGCUCCUUCCCGCUCUCGGCCUCCAGUCUCCCCAGGAAUGAUGCUGGCCGCUCUGCUGAUCAUCCUCAGCUGCACCGGUCUCCACACCUUCAGGACUCCAAACCCCGAGGCAGCUCCAGAGGCCCGGAAUGUUUCCCUCCUGAGCCUGGCUCCAGACACCUUCGAUGAUGCCUACGUGGGCUGCUCCGAGUUGAUGGAGGAGAAGGCGGCCCCUCUGCUGGAGGAGGAGAUGGCCCGCCACCCCCAGCUGCGCGAGUCCUGGGGGACAGCCCAGAAGGCCUGGGAGCGCAGGCGCCCGGGGCUCAGCCUGCCUCCCGGCUUCCAAGCCCAGCACGGGAUUGCCAUCAUGGUCUACACCAACUCCUCCAACACCUUGUACCGGGAGCUGAACCGGGCCGUGCGCACGCUCGGCGACUCCCGGGAGUCCUACAUGACUCGCUUCCCCUUCAAGGCCCUGCAUUUCUACCUGACCCGGGGCCUGCAGCUGCUGCAGAGCAGUGGGGGCUGCAGCAGGGGCCCCGGGGAGACGGUGUUCCGAGGCGUGAGCAGCCUUCGCUUUGCACCCAAGGGGCUGGGGGACUCUGUCCGCUUCGGCCAGUUUGCCUCCAGCUCCAAGGAUGAGGCGGUAGCCCGCCGAUUUGGUACUGCCACCUUCUUCUCUCUGAGGACUUGCUUUGGGGCCCCGAUCGAGGCCCUGUCUGUCUUUCCGGACGAGCGCGAGGUGCUGAUCCUCCCCCAUGAAGUCUUCUUCGUCACCAAUUUCUCCCAGCACGGAGCCCAGAACCUAGUGACGCUCUCCAGCGGGAAUCAGCUGUGCAGCUACUUUAACUGUGCCUACCUGGGUGAGAAGAAGAGGCUGGGGUGUGAGCCGGUGCCGCCCCGAGGGCAGGCCAGCUCGCUCUUCAAGGGGGCCUUCCCUCUGCUCGUGGCCUCCUGGGGGUUUCAGCUCUUAGGAGCUGGGCUCUGAAGGUUCCAUGCCUGCCGCUUCGGAGUCCUGGAAACUGGGGAGCUUUAUAUGAAGAAGGGGGCCUUCCAAGAGCCUGGGGAAGCAGGAGCGUUUUGGAGCCAGACCUAGCAGCCAUCUCCCAACCAGGAUGGUGGGGGCUCUGAGGCCGUGGUAGGAUGGAGGGAGCUCCCUGUGUGGUGGGGACUCCCUGGGACAAAUGAAGGCAGUGCUGUGAUGGCCACUCAAUUAAACAAUGUCACAGUGUGGUGACAUCGAA